AUGCCCAGGCAAAACUACUCCAUGGUGACUGAGUUCGUUCUGCUGGGACUCACAGACCGAGCAGACCUGCAGCCUGUGCUGUUUGCCGUCUUCUUACUCAUCUACAUUGUCACCAUAAUCGGGAACCUGACCAUGAUUUUCUUAAUCAGAACUGAUUCAAAGCUGCACACCCCGAUGUACUUCUUCCUCAGCCACCUCGCCUUUGUAGAUCUCUGUUAUGCCACCAAUGUCACUCCUCAGAUGCUGGUGAAUUUCUUAUCCAAGAGGAAAACCAUUUCCUUUGUUGGCUGUUUUAUUCAAUUCCACCUUUUCAUCGCUCUUGUGAUCACAGAUUAUUACAUGCUGACGGUGAUGGCCUACGACCGCUACGUGGCCAUCUGCCAGCCCUUGCUCUAUGGCAGCAAAAUGUCCAGAUGUGUGUGUGUGUGUCUCGUUGCUGCUCCUUACCUUUAUGGCUUUGCAAAUGGCUUGGCACAAACCAUCCUGAUGCUUCGCCUGACCUUCUGUGGACCCAAUGAGAUCAAUCACUUCUACUGUGCUGACCCCCCGCUCUUGGUCCUUGCCUGCUCAGACACGUAUGUCAAAGAAACAAUGCUAAAGCAAAACUACUCUGUGGUGGCCGAGUUCAUCCUGCUGGGACUCACAGACCGAGCAGACCUGCAGCCUGUGCUGUUUGCAGUCUUCUUACUCAUCUACCUUAUCACUGUGAUUGGGAACGUGACCAUGAUUUCCCUAAUCAGAACUGACUCAAAGCUGCACACCCCGAUGUACUUCUUCCUCAGCCACCUCGCCUUUGUAGAUCUCUGUUAUGCCACUACAGUUGCCCCUCAGAUGCUGGUGAAUUUCCUAUCCAAGAGGAAGGCUAUUUCCUUUGUUGGCUGUAUGUUACAAUUCAAUUUUUUCAUUGCUUUUGUGAUCACAGAUUAUUAUGUACUUGCACUGAUGGCCUAUGACCGCUAUGUGGCCAUCUGCCAGCCCUUGCUCUAUGGCAGCAAAAUGUCCAGAUGUGUGUGUGUGUCUCUCGUUGCUGCUCCUUACCUUUAUGGCUUUGCAAAUGGCUUGGCACAAACCAUCCUGAUGCUUCGCCUGACCUUCUGUGGACCCAAUGAGAUCAAUCACUUCUACUGUGCUGACCCCCCACUCAUGGUUCUUGCCUGCUCGGACACAUACGUCAAAGAAAUGGCCAUGUUUGUGGUGGCCGGGUCCAACCUCACCUGCUCUCUGGGCAUCAUCCUGGUCUCCUACGUGUUCAUCUUCGCAGCCAUCCUGCGCAUCCGCUCUGCUGAGGGCAGGCGCAAGGCCUUCUCCACCUGUGGGUCUCACCUGACAGCUGUAACCAUCUUUUAUGGGUCACUGUUCUGUAUGCACUUGAGGCCCCCUUCUGAGACAUCUGUGGAACAGGGUAAAAUCAUUGCUGUGUUUUAUAUCUUUGUAUAUAUAUCUUUAUAUCUUUGUAAGCCAAUGCUAAACCCUCUGAUCUAUAGCUUGAGAAACAAAGAUGUUAAAAUGGCCUUAAAGAAAGUGAUCCAAAAGGAAUUGUUUGAUAAAUAA
Molecule: messenger RNA, 1551 nt
Organism: Octodon degus (degu)
Lineage: Eukaryota; Metazoa; Chordata; Mammalia; Rodentia; Octodontidae
Product: olfactory receptor 1030-like
Biological process (GO): sensory perception of smell; G protein-coupled receptor signaling pathway
Cellular component (GO): membrane
Molecular function (GO): olfactory receptor activity; odorant binding; G protein-coupled receptor activity
Source: RefSeq, a predicted model, not a curated record